Necator americanus (New World hookworm) is the source of this 1023-nucleotide messenger RNA. RefSeq lists its product as uncharacterized. Gene Ontology annotation, cellular component: nucleus. The record is from RefSeq and is a predicted model, not a curated record. The transcript has 11 exons. The coding region runs from base 1 to 1023 and encodes 340 amino acids. Gene Ontology annotation, biological process: regulation of transcription by RNA polymerase II; neuron differentiation. Gene Ontology annotation, molecular function: RNA polymerase II transcription regulatory region sequence-specific DNA binding; DNA-binding transcription factor activity, RNA polymerase II-specific. Lineage: Eukaryota; Metazoa; Nematoda; Chromadorea; Rhabditida; Ancylostomatidae.
AUGCAUGCAUUGGGAGAAGGCGGUUCGAAUGAAGCUGCAGUUACACAACAGGAUCUCGCAUCAAAUGCGAGUGAGAGUUGCGUGCUGUGUGUAUGCUCACGAUGUGACAUGCCGAUUCGAGAAAGAUUCGUCAAUCGGGUUCUUGAGCGUUCGUAUCAUACGGACUGUUUGAGAUGUUAUGUAUGCAACGAAGCCCUGACCUCAACGUGUUUCAUGAAAGAGGAUUCGCUUUUCUGCAAGGAUCAUUUUUACAAACGUUUUGGGACGAAGUGCACACGAUGUGGUGAUGGCAUCAUUCCGGAUUCAGCAGUACGGAAAGCAUCAGGUCACGUCUAUCACGUUAGCUGCUUUCAAUGUGUCGUUUGUAAGCGAGAAAUGAAAACUGGCGAAGAAUUUUAUCUGAUCCCUGAAGACGGUCGUCUGGUAUGCAAAAGUGAUUACGAGUUGGCUAGAGAUAAACCUAUCGACUCAGAAAUGGAUGUCAGCAAUAAACGACCGAGAACAACGAUCUCUGCCAAGAGUCUCGACACCCUGAAACAAGCAUACACUGCGAGCAGCAAACCAGCUCGUCACGUGAGAGAGCAACUGGCAGCAGAAACCGGCUUGGAUAUGAGGGUUGUCCAGGUAUGGUUCCAAAACAGACGUGCAAAAGAGAAGCGACUAAAGAAGGAUGCUGGUCGACGAUGGGGUCAAAACGGAAACAUUAAGACGGACAGCGACAGCAACUCCCCUUCAGGAAGUGUGACUGGCCAAAGUCCUGUCUAUGGUUAUAUGGACCAGACCGACCCUGACCAUCAUUCAUCCGAAGUUACUUAUCCAGUGUCUGACAUGGAAAACUAUGCUGGAAUUCCUCGUCCCGAGCUUGGUUUAGCCCCGGCUGGUGCUCUACUUGGCAUGGAAACAAUCCCAAUGAUUCCACCUGUACCACAAGAACACCAAUUCUACAUGCCAGCUCCACAACCUGUUCAGGCACACCUCAAUAAUGUCGCUCUCACCGGGCUUAUGCAUAACUAUCUCAUCUAA